Cyphellophora attinorum is the source of this 1470-nucleotide messenger RNA. RefSeq names its product putative MFS-type transporter. Gene Ontology annotation, molecular function: transmembrane transporter activity. Lineage: Eukaryota; Fungi; Ascomycota; Eurotiomycetes; Chaetothyriales; Cyphellophoraceae. Bases 1 to 1470 code for a protein of 489 amino acids. Gene Ontology annotation, biological process: transmembrane transport. The transcript is spliced from 8 exons. The record is from RefSeq and is a predicted model, not a curated record.
AUGGCCACAACAGAGCAGAAGAAGCUCGACGUCGAAAGUCAUGGCGUCUCCGAUGCGUCGCCCAACCACAAUCAGCGUCGGUCAAGCGUUGGUGAGAAAGUGCGUGGCAGUAUCUCUCUUGGCGGCGCCGACGAGCGUGCCAUCGAGGGCCAAGUCUUCAGCAUGAACGAUGUUGAUCCCGCUCUUGACGCGAAGAUGCGACUCGUGAACCAGACCAUUGAUGAGAUCGGCUGGACAAAUUUCCAUCUCAAGCUCUUCUUCUUGAACGGAUUCGGAUAUAUGGCAGAUUCGCUCAUUCUGCUUCUUCAGUCUGUAACUGCUGGCCAGGCGGCAAGGGAAUUUCUUCCCAGUUUCACUCGCGGUUUGACUGUGGCUGCAUAUUCUGGUAUGCUUAUCGGCGCUCUGUUCUGGGGACUAGGCGCAGACGUUAUUGGCCGGAAGUAUGCGUUCAACUGCUCACUCUUCAUUUGCUCCGUGUUCGCUAUUGUCGCCGGGGCGUCUCCCAACUGGUACGUUCUCGGGUUCUUCGUGAGUGUCGCAGCCUUUGGGGCAGGAGGCAAUCUCGUUCUAGACACAACUGUGUUUCUGGAGUUUCUACCUGGCCGCUAUCAAUGGCUUCUUACCUUGCUGGCCUGCUGGUGGGGAUUGGCUCCUGUCAUUGGUGCUGGUUUUGCCUGGCCUCUCCUGUCUCUGCCACAGUAUAUCUGCGCGGAAGACGCGGAUCCCUGCCGACGAGAAGAUAACAUGGGGUGGCGGUAUAUCUGGUUUGGCAACGGCGCCUUGGUGCUCGUCCUGAGUAUUCUACGUGUGACAGUCAUUCGACUUAACGAGACGCCCAAAUACCUCCUCGCCAAGGGAUACGACGAGGAAGUUGUGGAGUGUUUCCACAAGAUUGCGAAAAAGUACAACCGUCCCUGCAGCCUAACCCUUGAACAGCUGCAAGACUGUGGGCACAUUAAGUCUACCUACGGAGGCUCACGUUAUGGCUUCGCUGAGUUCUUCGCGCAUCUACGAGGCUUGUUCCAGACAAAGCGACUUGCCAUUUCGACAAGUCUGAUUUGGCUUUCUUGGACGCUCAUCGGGCUGGCAUAUCCGUUGUUCUAUGUGUUUCUGCCAGAGUUUCUAGCCUCGCGUGGAGCAGAGACAGGAGAAGACAGUCCCUACUACACCUGGAGGAACUACCUCAUCUCCAACACGGUAGGAAUAUUCGGCCCUGUCCUAGCUGGGUUCAUGUGCAACACGAGACUCCUCGGGCGCAAAUACACAAUGGUGAUCGGCGCAUUGAUCACGAUGGCAUUCUUCUUCGCCUACUCCGCUGUGAAAACGGCUGCUGAGAAUCUCGGGUUUACCUGUGCCAUUUACUUCUUCAUCAACAUCUACUACGCUGUCUCUACGCCUACACCCCAGAAGUCCUGCCGAGUGCCCAUCGCGCGACAGGAUAUGGUAUUGCCAUUGGCUGCAAUCGCGUAA